Messenger RNA from Penicillium odoratum, 3432 nucleotides. RefSeq names its product DNA repair protein SMC6. Bases 1 to 3432 code for a protein of 1143 amino acids. Gene Ontology annotation, molecular function: single-stranded DNA binding; damaged DNA binding. NCBI's taxonomy places the organism in Eukaryota, Fungi, Ascomycota, Eurotiomycetes, Eurotiales, Aspergillaceae. Gene Ontology annotation, biological process: double-strand break repair via homologous recombination. The transcript is spliced from 12 exons. The record is from RefSeq and is a predicted model, not a curated record. Gene Ontology annotation, cellular component: site of double-strand break; Smc5-Smc6 complex; nucleus.
AUGCCUUCCAUCAAACGUGCGCAGGAGUCUUUGGACUCGGAUGAAGAUCAGAGUGAUAGCGGAUUGGAAAGUGCUGGAUCGGCCUCUCCCUCUCAUUCAAGAAAACGACCUCGCACAUCGAACACACCACCCGAGCGAAAUGACGAGAGCGAUCCAGAAACGAGUCCCCAUUCCUCCCGCUCUUCCUCUCUGGCCGAGGAUGCGAUGAUGAAUGACGAAGAGUUAGAACUUCACCAGACCCAGAUCAUCCAGCAGAAGUAUGCCAAAAUUCUCAAUGAAGAAAACAUACCGUCGGAGCACGGAAUUCUGGAACGUGUCGAUUGCUACAAUUUCAUGUGUCACAAUCACUUUUCGGUGGACUUGGGUCCACUUAUCAAUUUUAUUGUCGGCAAGAAUGGCAGCGGUAAAAGUGCAAUCUUAACGGCACUGACGCUCUGCUUGGGUGGCAAAGCGUCCGCAACCAACCGCGGGCAGAGCCUCAAGACUUUCAUCAAGGCAGGCAAGGAUAAUGCCAAUAUUAUCGUGCGGAUCAAAAACCAGGGCGAUGGCGCAUACCGACCUGAGGUUUUUGGAAAGUCCAUCAUUGUCGAACGCCAUUUCAACAGGAGCGGAUCCAGUGGAUUCAAAAUCAAAGCUGAAAACGGCCAUAUCAUUUCGACUAAAAAAGCAGAGCUUGAUUCAAUCACCGACUACUUUUCUCUACAGAUCGACAAUCCUAUGAAUGUGCUAUCUCAAGACUUGGCUCGCCAGUUUCUGAGCACGUCUAGCGCAACAGAGAAAUACAAAUUCUUCGUUAAAGGCGUGCAGCUGGAGCAGUUGGACAAUGAUUACCGUUUGAUUGAAGAGUCUGUCGACCAGAUGGAAGAGAAAAUCCGGAGUACAAGCGAAGAUAUUAAGAUGUUGGAAGACCGCAGGGAUGCCGCAAGGAAGAAGUUAGAGCUAUCGGACCAGCACGAUUCCCUGCGGGAACGUAUCAGACAUCUGCGCAACCAGAUGGCCUGGGCUCAGGUCGAGGAACAAGAACGGACUCGAGACUCUCUGAGCGAUGAGCUCGCCAAAUGGGACGAGCAAAUCGCUAGUGCAAAUGCCAAUCUCAGGAGCUAUGAUGACAGGUUUCAAGAAGUUGACGCUGAACAUGACAACGCUGCAGAUCAUGCGUUACAAGCCGACAGAGCAUUCCAGGCGGCACGGGAUCAAGGAGAGAACAUCGAGAAAAGGCUUGCUGACGAAAUGAAGGAUCGAUCGGACCUUCAGAUCCAACAAGGAGUGAUCAGAGAUUACAUUCAAGGAGCAGAAAAUAGAAUUGCCAAGGCGCAGAAGGAAAUCGAUGCCGAAAGCCAACGCUUGGCUGAGGCGAGCAAUGGAGGGUAUGCUCGUAAGCAGGAAGAGUGUGAGCAGGCUGCGGCUCGUGCAACUACUGCUCGCCUGGAACUCGAAGCCCACGUUGAAGCUGAACGGGGCUUGCUAGAAGAACGUCGGCUGGCUGAAAAUAAGCAUGAAGUGGCAAAGGAGGCCUAUGAGGCCAAAGAAAAAGAUCACAACGAAGCAAACGAUCGCUUGCAGAAUCUCCGCAAAGAGAAUGGCCAAGUACGGAAUCGGUUCCAUGAAAAAAUGCCGGCUCUCAUACAGGCCAUACGUACAGAGAGCUCAUGGACCACACCUCCCAUCGGUCCCGCCGGCGAUUAUGUCACCUUGCUCAAGCCCAAAUGGUCGUCCAUCCUGGAGACUGCCUUAACCAAUACUCUCAACAGUUUCAUUGUGUCAUCGAAAAGUGAUCAGAAAAAGCUGUCUGAGAUCAUGGAAAAAGUGAAGUGCCAGUGUCCAAUUUUGAUUGGAAGUGGGGCUGAUAUCGACACGUCUGCUCUUGAGCCUGACCCUCAAUACGACACAGCUCUGAGGUCACUGGAGAUUGAACACCCAAUGGUCCGGCGACAGCUCAUCAUUAAUCAUGCGGUAGAGCAAAUGCUAUUGAUUGAAAGCCUGGAAGAGGCAUCCACUGUGCUUUUUGACGGAGAAAGACCAAGAAAUGUCAAAAGAUGUUACUGCAUCGAUGCAAGGGAUAGACGCAGAGGGCUCCAUCUUUCAUACAAUCGAUCGGGCGAUCCUAACCAGGCUCCAGUUGCGAUGUUCUCUGGUAGCCCCCGGAUGAAAUCAGACGCGGCCUUGCGAAUCAGGGCCCAAGAAGAAGUCGUACAGGAUAUUAAGCGUCAGUUGAAUGAUCUGAAGCAAGAUCUCGAUUCAGCUAGUUCCUAUGUCCAGACCUGCAAACAAGCACUUGAUCGACACAAGACAAUGAAGGUCGAAUUGAACUUGACCAUGCAAAGGAUGGAAGAUGAGUAUGAGGCUCUCAAAGGUGCUCUGGAUCAAGCGAACAUUGAGGAAGAUGGUGGGCGCAUAGAUACCCUACGGACUAAUCUGCAGGAUGCGAAAAAUGACAAACAAGUCAAUGAAGGGUCUUUCGAUGACAGCAAGAAGGCCAUGGAAGCUUUAAUGCAAAACCUCAAGGCGAUCCGACGAGAACUAUCGGCUCAGAAAACCGUGAUCAAUAAUCUGGAGAAGGAGCGCAACGUUGCGGAAAGUGAGCGGAAGCGUGUGAUGGACCGUCGGACAGAUAUUCUUCGUGAGAAAAGUACUGCCAUCGAAACCAUCGAAAGGUUCAAAGAAGAUAGAGAUAAAAUCUAUCAGAAGCGGGAAGAGCUUGUGGAGCGAGUACUCUCCUACAUUGAGAAGGCUAGCUUGGUAUCCACGAGGGUUUCGGUCGGCGAAGGCGAAACCGCCGACAGUCUUGAUCAAAAGCUCCACAAGCUGCAGAACGAUCUGCAACGCUACCAUCAACACCUGGGUGGCUCGCGGGAUGAAAUCGCAGCAGAAGCUGCUCGCGCCGAAGCUGCUUAUGUACACGCAAUGAAACAAGUUGAAGAGCAUAUCACACUAGCAGAACAAUUGAAGAGCACCCUCCACCAUCGGAAGAACCGAUGGGAGCUGUUCCGCGCCCAUAUCACCUCUCGGGCAAAGGCCCAGUUUACCUAUCUGUUGAGCGAAAGAAGCUUCCGGGGUCGACUACUUACUUUCCAUGACAAGAAGAGUUUGGAUCUUCAAGUUGAGCCCGACAUCACGAAGGAUGAUAGCACCGGCCGCGGUGCCAAGACUCUCUCUGGUGGUGAGAAAUCUUUCUCACAAGUCUGUCUGCUGCUCGCCCUCUGGGAAGCCAUGGGAUCCCCGAUCCGCUGCCUGGAUGAAUUUGACGUGUAUAUGGAUCACGUCAACCGCAAAAUGUCCAUCGACAUGCUCAUGAUGGCUGCCCGGCGUUCAGUUGGGCGACAGUUUAUCCUGAUCACCCCGGGAAGUAAAACGGAUAUCACCAUCGCCCCUGAUGUUCGGGUGAAAGAGCUCGCUGAACCGGAGCGUGGCCAAACCACACUGUCCUUCUAA